This is a messenger RNA of Rhineura floridana, 2784 nucleotides long. It is a transcript of the gene SGCG, whose product is annotated as sarcoglycan gamma. Bases 335 to 1237 code for a protein of 300 amino acids. The record is from RefSeq and is a predicted model, not a curated record. Gene Ontology annotation, biological process: heart contraction; cardiac muscle tissue development. Lineage: Eukaryota; Metazoa; Chordata; Lepidosauria; Squamata; Rhineuridae. Gene Ontology annotation, cellular component: sarcoglycan complex; sarcolemma. The transcript is spliced from 8 exons.
UCUGACUGGGCGAGCCGGGGAGUGGAGGGAAGACAUUGCCGUCGCCCGCUGUUCGCUCGGCGGGCAACAGGGACGCUCGGGAGGAGCGUCGCGCAGCGCUACGUGCCUGGGAGCGGCAACGGGACGAGGCACAGCCGGGCUGGGUUGUUCCAGGCGCGUGUUUUGGAGGCAGCGGGAAGUAGUCGCCGUGCGCUGCGAGGGGAGACCACGUGGACGCUGGUGCCCCGGGGCGCCCUCCUCAGCCUUCCUGAGAAAGAAGGGGAACACGAAGGCUUCUGUGGCGCACGUUCACCCCCCCACCCUCAAAGGAGGGCACCAGCAGGAGCAGCAGCAGAUGGUACGUGAACACUAUACUACAACAACACCAGGUACUCACCUGCAGAGACCAGAACCACAAAAUGUCUACAGUGUUGGCAUUUAUGGCUGGAGAAAGCGUUGCCUAUACCUCUUUGUUCUCCUCCUGAUCAUCCUCCUAGUAGUGAAUUUUGCUCUGACCAUUUGGAUUCUUAAAGUGAUGUGGUUUUCUCCAAGUGGAAUGGGAUACCUGUAUGUUCAAAGUAAAGGACUUCAUCUAGAUGGGGAGUCCGAAUUUUUAUAUCCUUUACAUGCCAAAGAAGUUCACUCUAGAAAGGACUCGUCACUACUUUUGCAAUCCACUCAAAAUGUGACUCUAAACGCACGCAAUCCUGAUAGGAACGUCACAGGCAGAUUAAGUGUGGGUCCUGACAUGGUACAAUUUGAUGGUCAGCAAUUUCAAAUCAAGUCCAUGGAUCUGAAAGGAAAGCCUCUUUUUACAGUGAAUGAAAAUGAAACCACAAUUGGUGUAGACAAACUUCGAGUCACAGGGCCUGAAGGAGCUCUUUGCGAACAUUCUAUAGAAACACCACUUGUUAAAGGUGUUAAAGAUGUUGACAGUUCUAAAGAGCUUAGACUUGAAUCACCUACUCGGUCUCUCAGCAUGGAUGCUCCACGAGGGAUUCAUAUCAAAGCUGAAAGUGGGGGUAUUAAGGCUCUUUCUCAUCUGGAUAUCAAGUUCCAUAGUAGCAAUGGCCUGCUUAUGCUUAAUGCAGAGUCUUUGCGACUGCCCAAAUUGCCUCAAGGAACAAGUGGAGAUUCUGGCACAUCCGAUGGACUAUAUGAAAUCUGUGUUUGUCCAGAUGGAAAGCUGUAUUUAGCAGUGGCUGAUAUAGUUUCUACUUGCCUAAAAUAUAAUCGUGUUUGUCAACUAAGCAGCUAAACACACCACACUGGGUGCUUCCAGUCUGUCACUAUUUUCAGUCACAUACUGGCAAAUUCGUGUUUUGCAAUUAAAGUUGAUUUGGUGCUCUUGCACAACCCAUGUCCCCAAACAAACAGACUUUUUGUGAUAAAGAAAGUGGUGGUAAUAAAAUGCACUGGAAAAAGUGGAAUAAUGCUUGCUUGACAUAACAUCAUAUAACAUCUCCAUAAACAAAUCAGGAUGAAUGCUCAAUAAACAGAUUGUCUGGUAGUGACCACUUUCUCUGGUCAUUUUUAGUCAAGUUUUGUAGCAUUUUUUGGACUUAUUGAACCAUAGAGAAAUGAAAAGUACAAAAGCAGGACUACAGCUGAAUGUCAAAAACGUCAAAAAGACUAAAGUAAUGACAACAGAAGAGUUAGGUAACUUUAAAGUUAACAAUGAGGACAUUGAACUUGUCAAGGAUUAUCAAUACCUCAGCAAAGACAUUAACCAAAAUGGAGGCAAUAGUCAAGAAAUCAGAAGAAGGCUAGGACUGGGGAGGGCAGCUAUGAGAGAACUAGAAAAGGUCCUCAAAUGCAAAGAUGUAUCACUGUACACUAAAGUCAGGAUCAUUCAGACCAUGGUAUUCCCGAUCUCUAUGCAUGGAUGUGAAAGUUGGACAGUGAAAAAAGCAGGUAAGAGAAAAAUCAACUCAUUUGAAAUGUGUUGGAGAGGAGCUUUAUGCAUACCAUGGACUGAAAAAGACAAAUAAUUGGGUGUCAGAACAAAUUAAACUAGAACUAUCAAUAGAAGCUAAACUGAUGAAACAGGUUAUCAUACUUUGGACACAUAAUGAGAAGACAUGAUUCACUAGAAAAGACAAUAAUGCUGGGAAAAACAGAAGGGAGUAGAAAAAGAGGAAGGCUAAACAAGAGAUGGAUUGAUUCCAUAAAGGAAGCCACAGACCGACCGGAACUUGCAAGAUCUAAACAGAGUGGUUCAUGACAGAUGCUCUUGGAGGUCCCCGAUUCAUAGGGUCGCCAUAAGUCAUAAUCGACUUGAAGGCACAUAACAAAUGAGGCAGACCUUUGCUCUGCCCACUUUUCUCUGACCUUGGCCUCCACUGGCAUGCAGCACCUGGCAAGUUGCCCAAAAGGCAAUGUGGCCCUUGGAUUUAAAAAGGUUCUUCAGCCUUGCUUUAGAUGGAGAAAGGUAAAUCAGCUAUCAGUUACUCCCUGCACACUUUCCCUCCUCUGCUACUUGUGAUGAACUGUGCACAUGAUGUGGCAACCUCACGGCCCCCUGCUCUGACUAGCAUCACAGAGCACGAAGGAAGAGGAGGAAAAGUUGACCUAACACAUUCCCUCUACUCAUUAGGCUCCUAAAGUAACUUCCAUUCAUCCUCUUGAAAUACCAAGAGAUACAGGUCCCACUGUCCAUAGCUUAUGAAAAUAAAACAGUAGUAAAUAGAGAUAAAAGUUGAUUAUCAUAUACAUAAGGUGGGCUUUUUCAUAAUUCAGAUGUUGCAUUGAUCCUGGAUUUCUGAACUUUGCAGCGGUUAAUAAAAGGUGCAUUUUUGUUUUAAA